Molecule: messenger RNA, 6010 nt
Organism: Myripristis murdjan (pinecone soldierfish)
Lineage: Eukaryota; Metazoa; Chordata; Actinopteri; Holocentriformes; Holocentridae
Product: desmoglein-2-like
Exons: 14
Coding region: 79-3795 (1238 amino acids)
Biological process (GO): homophilic cell-cell adhesion
Cellular component (GO): plasma membrane; desmosome
Molecular function (GO): calcium ion binding
Source: RefSeq, a predicted model, not a curated record
CUUACCGGCUUCACUCGGACUCUAAUUAGUUUCGUUUCGUUUAAUUUUUUAUCGGAUUUCGGGAAAACUUCUCCGGUCAUGAAUCGGGUUUCUUCGCCCGUGUUGCUGCUGUCGCUGUUGGUGGUUGUUGUCGCUGUGGUGGAGGCGAAUUCCUUGGCCCAGCUGAUAAGAAAUAAAAGGGAAUGGAUCAUCCCUCCAAUGUUAGUAACUGAAAACAAAGAAUACCCCAAAGACAAGAUCAUUGCCAAGAUCCGGUCAGAUUCUGCUCCCACAGAUGGAAGUCUGAGAUACUCCCUGGGAGGCGCUGGUGCAAACCAACCCCCCUACAACGUGUUCAUAGUUAACCCUGAAACUGGCGAUGUCACGGUGACUCGUAAGUUAGACCGGGAGAGUAUCCACCAGUACAACCUGUCAGGCAUUGCUACUUUCCCUAAUGGCUCCAAAGCAGAGAAGGACAUUGAAAUACGGAUCAGGGUUGAAGAUCAGAACGACAACCCUCCAAAGUUUGGCAAAAUAGAUCCAGGAUUUGUGGAUGAACUCAGCGCUAAAGAUACUUUUGUCAUGAAGAUCACGGCGUACGACGCAGAUGAACAGGGCAAUGACAACUCCAAGGUCGCCUACAGCAUCGUGAACCAGAAUCCGUCUCACGACAUGUUCUGGAUGAGUCGGGAUGGAAACAUCUAUGUCAAAAAGGACACACUGGACAGAGAGACACAAGACAAAUACAUUCUGACAGUGUUAGGUCAGGACCUGGACGGCAGACGAGAGGGAAACACUGCAACGGCCACUGUCACCAUAAACAUCCGAGAUGUGAACGACCACCUCCCGACUCUGGAGAAAGAGGCAUAUGAGGGCAGUAUUGAGGAGAACACAGAAGGCGUGGAGGUGAUGAGAAUCAAAGCGGUGGACUUGGACUUGGAGCACACAGAAAACUGGGAAGCUGUGUUCGACAUCAUCGGCGGCAACGAGGCCGGCUACUUCAGCAUCAAGACAGACCCGGAGACCAACGAGGGCAUCCUGAUGCUGGACAAGGCUGUGAAUUAUGAGGAUGUGAAGGAUCUUGAUCUACAGCUGGCUGUAAAGAACAAAGGUUCACCAUAUGGUGCAAUGACCAAUGUAAAUAUGGGUGGAGGAGGUGGUGGAGCUGGAGCUGGAGGAGCUGGAGCCGGAGGAGCUGGAGCUGGAGGAGCUGGAGCCGGAGGAGCUGGAGGAUCUGGAGGAGCUGGAGCAGGUGGAGCAGGUGGAGCACCUGGAGCUGGAGGAGCUCCCGGAGUACCCGGAGUACCUGGAGUACCUGGAGUACCUGGAGCACCUGGGGUACCUGGAGGAGCAGGUAGUACUAGUGCAGGAGGGUCUUCGACCACCACAGGGAAGUACAAAACCUAUCCCAUCAAAAUCAACGUGAAGAACCAGCCUGAGGGCCCGCGUUUCGACCCCAAGGUCAAAGCCAUUCCCAUCCCAGAGGGAGGUGACACUGUCAACAUUAAAGAGGUCAUUGCUCGUUACCCGGCCAUAGAUGAAGAUACUGGGAAACCAGCUGAGAACGUCAGGUAUGUCAAGGGCUCAGAUCCAGGCAAUUGGCUGUCGAUCGACCCAGAGACAGCUGAGAUCAGACUCAACAAGCUGCCUGACAGAGAGUCUCCACAGCUGGUCAAUGGGACAUAUUUUGCACAAGUACUGUGCAUAUCAGAAGACAUGCCCUCUAAAACAGCCACCGGCACCAUAGCCAUCCAGGUGGAGGACUUUAAUGACCAGUGCCCCAAACUGACCAGUCACGUCCAGUCGAUGUGCACCACUGCCGACGCCGUCACCGUGACCGCUGUGGAUGAAGAUGCAUUCCCUAACGGGGCUCCCUUCACCUUCACCGUCAUCCCAGAGGAGACCAAGGGCAAAUGGAAGGUGGAGAAUCUUAAUGAAACCUCGGCCAUCUUGAGGGCCCAGGAAAACAUGUGGCCCGGUUCCUACGAGGUGGCAGUGGAGGUGAAGGACCAGCAGGGACUCGCCUGUCCAGACCUGCAGAGGAUCAAGGUGGAAGUUUGUACCUGCGCGAAUGGGAAGGACUGCAGUUCUCGAGAAGCUCUUGGUUCUCUCCCGGGAGCAGAGUUAGGAGCUUCAGCCAUCGGACUGAUCUUCCUGGGCCUGCUGAUGUUGCUACUCAUUCCUCUGCUGCUGCUCUUCUGUAAUUGUGGUGGGGCUGGUGGGCUGGCAGGCGGCUUUACUGAGAUGCCCUUUGACACCAAAUCACAUCUCAUUGCCUACCACACCGAGGGCCAGGGUGAGAACACGGAGGUGCCCCUACUAAACAUGCCAACACAGGUGGAUGGAGAAAUUGCCAAACUGGCCACCGUGGCUAACGGCACAAUGGCAGUUCCAGUCGGAGCCGGGGGGUUCCAGAUGUCUUCUGCCUCCAUGGAUGGCGCAUUCUACCAAGAUGGUUACACAGGUGGCUACAAAGAUGGAGCAUGGGGAAUGAUGAGCCAGACUGGGAUGAUGAGCCAGGCGGACAUGAUGGGCCAGGCAGGGAUGAUGGGCCAGGGGGGGCAGGGCAGCGGCCUCUACUCGGAGUUUGAGCGCAGAGAGACAGGAGGAAUGUAUGACGGCAUUGCCCUGCCAUGCCACUUCUUGGAACAAUACUACUCUCAGAAGGCAAGCUGUGCAGCGGACAACCAAGCAACGAAGGACAGUCUGUUGGUGUACGACUACGAGGGCCAGGGCUCCUGUGCCGGCUCAGUUGGCUGCUGCAGCCUUCUGGAGACGGACAACGACCUCCAGUUCCUCGAUGACCUGGGACCAAAGUUCAAGACCCUGGCUGAAGUGUGCAGUGGAAAAGAAAUCAAAAUUGAGCGGAAGAAAGAGAUCAACCUGCCACCCAUGCCCACCAUCAACACUGUGACCUCAGUAUCAAGUGUUAUGUCUGCCCAGCAGCAGCCCCCACAGCCACCACCGCAGCCCAAAGUCACUCUCCCACCACCCGAGCGGACCGUGCUGAAGGAGUCUUCAGAGCGUACUCACAUGGUGAGGGAAAACGUGGCCACAGUGAAGGAAAUGAAGGAAGGAGCAAUCAAAGUGAGGGAAGGGAUGACAAACCAAGGCCAGACGGUUCUGCUGCAGCAGCAGCCUGUCUACUACACCACCACCCCCGUCCUGCAGCCUGUAAACUACAUCGUUCAACCACAGCUUCAGAACACGAUGCUGCUGGCUGAGACUCCGGCCACCAACCUGCAGGGCAUGAUCGUGGUUAACGGCGCCCAGACGGCGGCCGCCCCAGGCAUGGUGUUACAGGGGCAGACAGUAAUGUCCGGCACACCAGUUCAGGGCCAGAGCAUGGUGCUUGUGGAGAGAGGUGGGGCUGUGGGGCAGGGAGUACAUGUGGAGGGGCUUGGCACCAACCUGAUCCACACUGGCAACCUGUCUGGCUCCCAGGCCAUGAUGGUGGUGGAGGGCAAAGUCCCAGUGGGAUCCACACAGGUGCUGCAGGGUAGCCAGGCUCGCCUUGUGCAGGGAGGCACUCUGCAGCGAGGAGGUCUUUCAGGGUCUCAGAGUGUGCUGGUGGUCGAGGGGCCAAAAGCCAGUGGAGGGCAGCUGGUCCAGGGCGCAGGACUUCUCUCAGAAAUUAGUGGUCUCUCUGGAUCCCAAAGUGUCCUCUACACCAAAGGCGGCGCUUCCAGCAGCUCUCAGUAUGGCAGCAUGGCAGGUAUGAACGGAUCUUCAACCACAGUGAGCACAGCCGCUGGCCACCCUAAAGUGUUGGUGCAGGAGAAAAGAGUGAUCACCACUGAGAACAUCACUGGAUGAGGACUUUGUACAAUAACAGAUAAUAGCAAAAUGCCUGGGCAAAACCAAAUAACAGGGACGAUACUUUGUUCAGGUCUGUCUUUCAGUCAAAAAGGGUGAAUGUUGGCAUAUUUUAUGCUGUUCAAACUUCUGGGGGCAAUCUCUCAUUUACUUUGAUGAGAACUUCAAUAAAACUGUACAUCUCAGUUUAUUGGUAGAGGGCAUGUUGCAACAUAUUGACAAGGAUUAAAGCCUCAUGUGCCUGCAUGGAUACACUGUUGAGUUUCAUACUGUAUGGUGUUUCAGAAUAAUGUGGAGUGUUUCGUUGCAGUGCUAGUGAGCAGAGAUCGGUGUAUGAUUUGAGCAUGUGUGUAGCAUACAUAUAAUUUUUCUCUGAGUUUUGUUUUUUGUCCUGAAUUCCUAUUAUUAUUACUACUAGGCAUCUACUAGGCAUGCAAGUGCAUCAUUUAUGCGGCUUAAAUGUGUUAUCCCUCAGUUAGCCUUUUUUCUUUUUCUUUGUCUAAUAUUGUUUGUAGAUGCAAAGUCCACAACAUUCCAUGUUUCAGUGCUUUGAAAGGAAGAUAAUUCCUUCCGUUUGACAUUGUACACUUCUUGUGCCACCAUAGUCCACAGUGGCAUGACAACAAAGGCCAAGCUUGAUCACUUAAUAUCACUUGAACUUUGUCAACAUCAGAACAACAACGAAUAUUCACAAACCAUAACUGCAUUCCAUGGUGAUGGCAUCCGUAUCUGGAAAGCUAUAUUUGCCAUCUGAUAUGCAUGUAAAGCAUUGAAGUAUUAAAAUUGAGCUAACCAGACAUGUUGAGGGAGUGCUGCUCAAUAGGUGUGGUUUAUGACUAGAGGAGAAUUGCAGUUCAUCGCUCAUAAAAAUCCUCCGCUGAAUGACAAGUUCUCACGACACAUCCUGACUUACAUAGAGAUCACUCAGUAGCAGAAUUUCCUGCACUUUGUGUGAAUCACUGGUUAGGAAUAAAGGAGUAAAUUCUUCAGUCAUUACUGUGGUUAUAUAAUAAUUGUUUGCUGUUACAGCAUGCCUAUAGCAAUGCCACUAUUUUCAGAAGAACUGGCAAAUGGGGAUGGCCAAGAAUAUAUUCAAACGAUAAAAAUAUCAUAUUGAUAUACAAGACUCAUAAUUAAACUUGUUUUUGCGAACCCCAUGAUGUAGCAAUGAUUCAGUUGCUACAGAAAUAUUUUAAGACAAAUAAAAUGUACCAUCAAGUAUCAACAAACAGGAUAAUAAUGGGAAGACGUGUGUUAUCAGGGAUUCUAGAGGAAGAAAGCAAUAUGUCAUGAAUGCAGCAAAUGGUCAAGCACUCAGAAACUAUACAAGACUCUGCAUGCCUUAAUUUCUGCUCACUUGCACUUUGGUUUGUGGUUACCCUGCUUGGUCUUAACAUGGCCUACUAUUGCACAAGUGUUUUGUUUGCUCAGCUUAGUCUCUUUUUUUUAUAGUGUAAUUGUUGCUUUGAAAACAAUGUGCUAAGUGUAUACUGUUACAACAAGAAUGAAUUGAGUUCUUUACCUGUUAGUGUCGUAAUUUGGUGCUUUUUUUUUUUUUUAUCAGUUUUUCAUUCCAAAACUAUUUCCACCUGAUAUAAGAAAAUAAUUUUAAUGGUACCCUGUAGUUAAGAAGCUAUACAAUACUUGAAGACAGACAAAAAUGUUUAAGGUUUGUCUUCUGAUGUUCAUUUUGUAUGUUUGACACAAUGUAAUGUGUAAUGUAAAUGAUUUCUAAAGAGCUAUUUUUUUGUUUCCAUGUGUUGUGCAGAUCAUGGUCAUAAAUGUUCGCAGCUGAUGCAGUGAUAUUUAUAUUGUAAUUUUCAAACAACAACAAAACACAGGGCUUCAUUUGUCAUAAUACAUGAAUAUAUUUACUUUUAUUAUUGGGUCAUUUUAUUCUGUGCCUGCACUGAGAAUUUUUUGGCAUAAUGGUGGGUUUGUUUCAGAGAUAGUUCAUAGAAAUCAUCAUUGAUGUCAAUCUUGAUUGUAUAAGUGAUGCUUACUACACUAUUGGUACACCAAAAAGACCACUUGACAUGUCGCGUAACAGAACUGGCAUAUUCAGGCUGUCUCCGUGAGAUAUAAAUGCACAAAUACUUUGCCAUUUUCCAGCAUCAUUGGGUUUAAGUUUGUCUCUCCUUCCUCAUGAAAUGCGGCUGUGGUGCUUAGAAGUGAUGUAAAGAUUUGUUUGAAAAUGUACAAAACUUUUUUUUAA